This is a messenger RNA of Gorilla gorilla gorilla (western lowland gorilla), 1294 nucleotides long. RefSeq names its product dehydrogenase/reductase 7C (gene DHRS7C). Lineage: Eukaryota; Metazoa; Chordata; Mammalia; Primates; Hominidae. The record is from RefSeq and is a predicted model, not a curated record. Gene Ontology annotation, molecular function: oxidoreductase activity, acting on the CH-OH group of donors, NAD or NADP as acceptor. The transcript is spliced from 6 exons. Gene Ontology annotation, biological process: intracellular calcium ion homeostasis. The coding region runs from base 309 to 1244 and encodes 311 amino acids.
AUUAGGGCCCAAGCAAGUGGCCUUAACACAUGGAUUUUCUUCCAAAAAUGCAGACCCAUUUUAAUUAAGUUUGUAAUUAACCACUGGGGAGGGCAGGCCCCCUGGAUGCGGUCUGCUUUCCGAGACACUGUGAGUAAUUUCCUAUUUGUUGAACAUUUGGGGAUUAGCACGCCCACUGGGUGUUCAGCUUGGAGGCUUGCACAGAGCUGAGCUCCCUGCAGCCUUGGGCCUCCCCCUGCCCUGGGAGUCCUGAUCAGCGUCUCUUUGCAAAGCCAAUCCCCUUUUACUCCGUUGUCCCCCAGAACAAGAUGGGAGUCAUGGCCAUGCUGAUGCUCCCCCUGCUGCUGCUGGGAAUCAGCGGCCUCCUCUUCAUUUACCAAGAGGUGUCCAGGCUGUGGUCAAAGUCAGCUGUGCAGAACAAAGUGGUGGUGAUCACCGAUGCCAUCUCAGGACUGGGCAAGGAGUGUGCUCGGGUGUUCCACACAGGUGGGGCAAGGCUGGUGCUGUGUGGAAAGAACUGGGAGAGGCUAGAGAACCUAUAUGAUGCCUUGAUCAGCGUGGCUGACCCCAGCAAGACAUUCACCCCAAAGCUGGUCCUGUUGGACCUCUCAGACAUCAGCUGUGUCCCAGAUGUGGCAAAAGAAGUCCUGGAUUGCUAUGGCUGUGUGGACAUCCUCAUCAACAAUGCCAGUGUGAAGGUGAAGGGGCCUGCCCAUAAGAUUUCUCUGGAGCUCGACAAAAAGAUCAUGGAUGCCAAUUACUUUGGCCCCAUCACAUUGACGAAAGCCCUGCUUCCCAACAUGAUCUCCCGGAGAACAGGCCAAAUCGUGUUAGUGAAUAAUAUCCAAGGGAAGUUUGGAAUCCCAUUCCGUACGACUUACGCUGCCUCCAAGCACGCAGCCCUGGGCUUCUUUGACUGCCUCCGAGCCGAAGUGGAGGAAUACGAUGUUGUCAUCAGCACCGUGAGCCCGACUUUCAUCCGGUCGUACCACGUGUAUCCAGAGCAAGGAAACUGGGAAGCUUCCAUUUGGAAAUUCUUUUUCAGGAAGCUGACCUACGGCGUGCACCCAGUGGAGGUGGCGGAGGAGGUGAUGCGCACCGUGCGGAGGAAGAAGCAAGAGGUGUUCAUGGCCAACCCCAUCCCCAAGGCCGCCGUGUACGUCCGCACCUUCUUCCCGGAGUUCUUUUUCGCCGUGGUGGCCUGUGGGGUGAAGGAGAAGCUCAAUGUCCCGGAGGAGGGGUAACUGCAGGAGGCCAAAUGGGCCACCCCUUGGAAAUAAAGGUUUUUCUGGCA